Helianthus annuus (common sunflower) is the source of this 556-nucleotide messenger RNA. RefSeq lists its product as uncharacterized. Lineage: Eukaryota; Viridiplantae; Streptophyta; Magnoliopsida; Asterales; Asteraceae. The transcript has 3 exons. The record is from RefSeq and is a predicted model, not a curated record. The coding region runs from base 106 to 366 and encodes 86 amino acids.
AUUCUUCAUUCUCACAUUUCCAAAUCAAUUGCGACUCAAAUCAAUCUUUUCUACCGAGAUUUCUGAUAUUUUUAGAGUUACAAAAGUGCCGAAAACUCUUUAAAAAUGCCGCAAUGGAUGCGACCAGAGGUUUAUCCUCUUAUGGCAGCGAUGACAUUUGUGACGAGCAUGUGUGUUUUCCAGCUUACUAGAAAUGUUUUCAUGAACCCUGAUGUCAGGGUGAAUAAGGCGCAUCGUACCAUGGGAGUGCUUGAAAACCACGACGAAGGUCAAAAAUAUGCUGAACAUGGCCUUCGGAGAUUUUUACGUACACGACCACCAGAAGUCAUGCCGACUGUCAACUCCUUCUUCUCAAACACCAAAUAAACAUCGCUACAACUUCAUGUAGAAGGACACACAUUUGUGAAUUGAUUUCGUUACAUUAUUGUUACUAGUGUAUUGAUUGGUCUAAUAAGGUGAAUUAUGAGAAUUUUUCCUUUUACAAGUAUGUGAUGGUUUUGUAAUAUAUAAACUCGAUAAAUUAAUAUACUUAUCGUAAUAAUUCGUUAAAUUUUAA